CGUGCCCAAGCGCAUGUCUUGAUUGUUCCUUAGCAAAUGGUCCGAAUGGCAAAGUACAAUGUAACAGCUGUCUUCCAGGAUUUGUACUUGAUAAUGGUAAUUGUGUUAAGACUUGUUCCCCUGGAAAAGUUGUUAAUCCAAAAGAUAAUUUAAAUUGCAUAGCAUGUGAUAGUUCUUGUUCAACUUGCAGUGGACCUUCAGCAUCAGAAUGUCUAACAUGUUCAAAUACAAAUCAAUUUGCGUUGAAUGGAGUCUGUUCAUCAACAAAAUGUCCAUCAUCAUAUUUCACCAAAGGUACAUCCUGCAUUAAAUGUCAUCCUGACUGUGCAGAGUGUUCCGGUUCAGAUUUUAAUCAAUGCACAAAAUGUCCAUCAACUCGUCCAAUAUUAACAUCUGGAGGUCAAUGUGUUGAAAGUUGCCCGGCUGGUAGUUAUACUGAUAGUACAGGAACAUGUAAAACAUGUAAUUCUGAUUGUUUUUCAUGUGUUGGACCACGUUCUGAUCAAUGUCUUGGAUGUGCCGAUCGAUCAAAAGUUUUGAUAAAUGGUACUUGUAGUGGAACAUGUCCAACUGGUAGUAAAAUGAUAGAAGCUGAAAGAUUAUGUUAUAAUCUACAAACCAAUACUAUCGUUACACCUGAACCAAUCUCUAAUCCGAAUGCAACACCAAAAACAAAUGAAUUUAGAGAGAAUUUAGAUGAAAAUAAUGUGAUCAAAAAUAUGAGAAAUCUUCAAAAUUCUCUAAAUUCUCAGAAUUUACCUAAUUUACCUGAAAUGGUAUUUUCAGAAACUACUGUGAGAAUUUUUGAUAAUGUACCUCCUCCGCCUGAAUAUGAUAUUAAAGCAGGAAAAUUAUAUUGGAAGAGAAUGAAUAAAAAGAACAAUAGUGAUUUAUCUAGUGAAGAUUAUGCAAAGUGGAAAUUAGCUGAAAAAAGUAGGAGUCGUCGUAAUGAUGAUUGGGAUGGAUUUGUGAUGGCAGUUCCUGGUGGAUAUUCAGCUCCUAAUGGUGGUAGUGAAUGUGAUAAAUAUGUUUAUUAUAAUAAUCAACAUGAUGUAGAAAGGGUGGAUUAUAGAGAUAGUCAAGGUUCUGUCAGAUCAAAUCUUAAUGAUUUAAGCCGACAAAAUACAUUACCCGCGAAAAGAGGAUCAAAUUGGGGUGAAAAUUGGGUUUAG
Racocetra persica is the source of this 1172-nucleotide messenger RNA. Lineage: Eukaryota; Fungi; Glomeromycota; Glomeromycetes; Diversisporales; Gigasporaceae. The record is from the annotation of a GenBank genome assembly.